UUAGAAAUUAAAGGAUGGAUUAAAAUUAGAAGAAGCGAAGCAAUAUAAUACUCCGUACAUCCAUGAAAGAUUCAGAAAAAUCUGAGAACAGAUUUCGAUCAUAUUAUUCAUCAAUAUUUUCUAAUUAAUAAAGCAGCUAGAUUUGAGUGAUAAUGACCGAAGCUUCUACUUCUACUCGCUGUGCAGCUUGCAAGAAAUUGAGAAGGAAAUGCACAUCAGAUUGCAUAUUUUUGCCAUAUUUUCCUCCCACCGAUCCUCAAAGAUUUGCUUUUGUUCACAGAAUCUAUGGUACCAACAAAGUUGGAAAGAUGCUUCAGGAAGUGGAAGAGGAUGAGCGAGGAGAUGUUGCAGAGUCGCUGUAUUACGAGGCACGAUGUCGGGUGAAUGAUCCCGUCUACGGCUGUGUAGGAAUCAUCUCUCUUCUGCAACAGGAAAUCGCCCGAUGUGAAUCGCAACUAGCACAAGUUGAGGCGCAGAUCCACCUCCUCAAGGCCGCCGCCGCCGCUCAAGGCGGCAGCAGAAGCGGCGUUGCGCCGCAGAAUCCUCAUCCGCCACAACUCUCAUAAUCUACUCUCCCCCCGACUAGAGAUCGAGAUUGAUCCACAACAGCGGCUACUCCAUGUAUUUUUAAACCAGGCUGGGAUCCGAUUUUCAGAUGUGAAUACGGCUAGUGAUGGUUAGUGUUGGUUUGCAACUGCUUAAAAAAAGCACUUAUCAGUUUUUUACUUAAAAAAACAUUUAUUUUAUCAAACACUACAAACUUUUAUUUUUCUCGGUUUUCGUGUUAAAAGUGCCUUUAUUUUUUCUAUGACACAAAAAACACUUAUUUUACCAAACACUACCAAUUUUUACUUUUCAACAUCACUUUUUUC
Messenger RNA from Cuscuta epithymum, 872 nucleotides. The record is from the annotation of a GenBank genome assembly. NCBI's taxonomy places the organism in Eukaryota, Viridiplantae, Streptophyta, Magnoliopsida, Solanales, Convolvulaceae.